Messenger RNA from Schistocerca piceifrons (Central American locust), 3735 nucleotides. Its product is annotated as mitogen-activated protein kinase 15-like. Gene Ontology annotation, cellular component: cytoplasm; nucleus. The transcript has 11 exons. The coding region runs from base 1522 to 2784 and encodes 420 amino acids. Gene Ontology annotation, biological process: intracellular signal transduction; protein phosphorylation. The record is from RefSeq and is a predicted model, not a curated record. NCBI's taxonomy places the organism in Eukaryota, Metazoa, Arthropoda, Insecta, Orthoptera, Acrididae. Gene Ontology annotation, molecular function: MAP kinase activity; ATP binding.
UUUCUUUAGAAUUACAUAAAACUAUGUUCUACUGUAGUAUUUUUAUUUUUAGACAAGAAACAAUGUUCGCACACUCGCGGCAUGUGAAUGGUUCAAACGUACAUCGGUAAUUAUAUUACAGCCCCUAAAUCUGCGAUAUUUUGUUCGUAGUGCACUUAAGGUCCGUCCGGCGAUAAUCAGUUGAAGACAAAAUACAUAAAAGCAAUGGCAUUAACAAAGCCCCUUUGUGAAAACACCCUCUAACAAAAUUCUUCAGAUUUAAUUAAUAUUUUAAUUGCAAUAUGAAUUGCUACAAUGACGCAGUGGUUUCAUCGCAGUCGAAUGAGAAAGAUGGCCAGGACGCUUUAGAUUAAUGAUGGUUGUAAUAUGGCUGGCCAGAAGCUGUUAACUUGUUAAUAAAUUUUACACAACUUAGUUAGGGUCUCUUAACAAUUGAAGAAGAUAAGUAACAGUAUACUAUUACGGAGUACUAGGUUUGAAAUUAAAGUUCUGGUACUGUUACCUUCGGGGGGCGUUUAAUUUAAACAUCGUGAAACAUUAUUUUGGCGCCUUUUUCUCCUCAGAGUUACCGGCACAGCAUAUUGGCGCGAACUGUCACAAAUCAAACAAUGCUCUUACGAUUAAAAUCGUCAUGUUCAUGAUGUACCUAGAAACACUUGUGUAAUAAAUCGCGACCUUCAGCAGACAAGUGCUCCAUACGCACCUUUUUUUCCGACAAAGCAAUAGUACAUACUAGUUCUAAAAGACGUCUACUUUAUUCAGUAGUAACGCAGAUGAAUCGUCGUUGUUGUUGUUGUUGUUAUUGUUGUCAUAGCGUUUAAGCGAAGUGUCAGUAAACUAACAUUUCUUUAGGUUGGCAAAACAAGAAGAGUCCAAGUGUCACUUGUGAAUUGUGAAACUUGGAUCAGUGGAAACUAUUUAGGACUGCCUUUACAUGUCCUCCAAAUAGUUGUCCCCUAGCUUGGAACGCGUUAGUUCCCAUGACAACGUAAACAUCAAAGAAAUACGUCAAAACAUUCGGGAAUGAGUCUGUGCAAACGGGCAAUGUCAAAUACAAAGAUAGAAGUGUAUCUGAAAAGUAAAAUUGAAACUGUUGCCCGUAUCAGAUAUUCUGCGUCAAAGACUAUGACUCGCGACGCAAAUUUCGCAAUCUCUUGUUUAUAAUCGCAUGCCAUAUUUGCUCCUCAUAAAAAGUAUGAGUGAAGUAGACGCACACAUAACUCGUCUGUAUCAAAUUGAAAAACGGCUGGGCCAGGGGGCCUACGGGAUUGUCUGGAAGGCACUGGAUAAGAAAACGAAGAAAACAGUUGCAGUGAAAAAGAUAUAUGAUGCCUUUCGGAAUAAGACUGAUGCACAGCGAACAUUCAGGGAGAUUAUGUUCCUUCAAGAAUUUGGUGAACACCCGAACGUCAUAAAACUACUUGGUAUUCAUAAAGCCAGGAACAACAGAGAUAUAUACCUCGUAUUUGAGUAUAUGGGUAGCGGAUCACCAGGACAACUGGAUGGGGUGUGAUAGUCCUGAUGUGCCUGCACAGCAUCAGUGGAGGAGCAAUGCUUGAAGUUUACAGUCAACUAUUGGAGGCAGAUACAGAUUUGCACAAUGUUAUCAAAAGAGGAAAUAUACUCAAAGAUGUUCACAAGAGAUACAUCAUGUACCAGCUGCUAAAAGCCACAAAGUACAUCCAUUCUGGCAAUGUCAUUCACAGAGAUCAGAAGCCAUCUAAUAUUCUUUUGGAUUCUGAGUGUCACUGCAAAGUGGCUGAUUUUGGUCUGGCAAGGUCACUGUCGCAGGUGGAUGAUGGUUCUGGAGAAGGAUUGAGUGAUCCACCUUUAACUGACUAUGUUGCUACCCGCUGGUACAGAGCCCCAGAAAUACUGGUGGCGAGCAAAAGAUACACACAUGGUAUAGACAUGUGGAGCUUGGGAUGCAUACUGGCUGAGAUGCUUUUGGGAAAACCUCUAUUUCCUGGAUCAUCGACAAUCAACCAGAUGGAAAGAAUUAUGAGUGCCUUACCAACACCAUCAAAAAGUGACUUGAAAUCAAUUUUUGCUGGUUAUGGCAGUUCACUUCUUCAGAAACCACCUCCAGGGCCACAUAAGAGCUUACGUGAAUUGUUGAGCAAUUCAUCCCCAGAUGCUGUAGAUCUUGUUUGCAGACUGAUAGUUUUCAAUCCAGAUAAAAGACUGACUGCAGAGCAGGCCCUUGAACAUCCUUAUGUAUUAAGGUUUCAUGACAAAGAUCGAGAACCGAAACUGAAACGUAAUGUUCUACUACCUCUCCGUGAUGAUGUGAAACUUUCUGUGGAUGACUACAGACGCAAAUUGUAUGAAUUAAUGGAUAGAAGGAAACAUCACGAUAGGCCCAGGCCAUUAUUAUGUCAGUGCUAUUCUGCUCCUGGCAUUCUGCAGCGGCCUCUGGUGACUAAUUAUGGUGGGACACUGGGCUUCCGAUAUAAUGGGCAUAACAGUGCAGUUGGCACUAUAUCAGCAACAGCUUUGCCAGCAACAUCACAUAAAAUCCCCAGAGCUGUUGACCAUUUACAGAGAAAUACAGAAAUUCACCAGAGAAGACGCAGCUCAGAAUUAAAUGGCCUCCUACAAAAAACACCUGUAAGACCUGUAGGCCCUGCGCACGUCCCAGAGGACACUAGAAUGGGAACCUCAAACAAUCACUGCAUCCAGACUGUGGACUUGGUACCCAUCUCAAGCUCAAAGAUACAUGUUUCCCUUCAGAGAAAGGUCCAGCACAAUGUGCAACAGAAGACAAUACAACAUGAGCAUUAAACUGUAACACUGUACCAGAAGUCAUUUCACUUCAGCGGUAUGGUCACCAGAGAAGUAACUCAGAUGAUGUGUUCUUAGUUGUAGCAGCAUCUGUGUGUGUCAUUUUGACAGCAAGCUUUGCUAUAAUGUGUGGCUUUGCAAUUUGUAAUUAUUUAGUUCUAUUUGUUAAAAUCAGUGGUCUUUUUGAAGGAAAUUUUACAGUGAAAAAGUACUGAAAUGCUGUUUCUACUGUAGCUUUUCAGAUAUUCUGACAAAUAACUGUGAAAUUAGGAAGUCAUAUGUCUAAUGAUGAACUGUCCGAAGAAUAUUUUUAAUUUCUCCCAAAACUGUUUCUUGUUGACUUUGACAUAUAAAUUCCUAGAAAAAUUAGUACAAGCUUCCUAUAUUUUAGAAACUAAUUUAUUUUAUAGCAUUUACAGUUUGGAGUGAGUAGCGUUUUCAUUAUUGCAUUAAGAGAUUUUGAUAUAUAUAAUUUUAUUGUAUUUUUUCUGAAUUCUCUUUUGAUGUCACAUUUGAUCAUUUCUAUCUUUUUCAUAAUUUGUAAAUGAUGAGAAUUGUAUGUAGCUCAUGUUUCACAUUCCCUACGUAUCUUUGUCCAAUCAUAAAGAAGUACAAACUGAUUAUCAGUGGAGUACAUCUGAUAAUAUGGAUUUUUACCACUGUUCUCAUCACACUCAUUCAGUUCAGUUCUUGGGAACAUUAUAUGGAAAUAUUGUUGCUUCCUGAUGAAGCUGCAAUGUUUUUACAUCAAUAACAAACUUUCUUUCACAGUAAAUUUUAUACACCAGAAUACAUGUCCUGUAUAUUUCUUUUAAAAGAAAUGUUGCAGUGUAAUGGACAACAGUGAGCAAUACAUUUGUUUCCUUACAGUAUUAUGCAUAUCAUAAUACCUCAAGUGGUCUCACUUUUGACUGAAGAAGUUCUACGAGUCUGAAAUAAAUUGAAUGUUUA